AUGAUGGCUGAAAUGAUGAAGAAGAAACCGUCACAAUGGUGGUGGCUUGACAGCCAAAGCAGCAUUAGACGAUCCCCAUGGCUUCAAUCCACACUGAAUGAGCUAAACGAGAAGACAAAGGCAUUGUUAAAAUUAAUUGAAGAAGAUGCAGAUUCCUUUGCACAACGUGCAGAGAUGUAUUACAAGAAGAGACCAGAGCUUGUGAGCAUGGUUGAAGAUUUCUACCGGACGCACCGCUCAUUAGCUGAGCGGUAUGAUCAAGUCAAACCUGACACUGGAAUUCGCAUGCUGAAGACAGGAGGAUCCCCUAUUCCUUCACCCAAGUAUCAAUCAGAGAAGUUGGUGAAUUUUGCAUAUAAUGGUUAUGAUAGCUAUUCUGAGAAUUGUGAUGAAGAGGAGUCUGGGGAAUCUGAGGUUGAUGAUCCUGAGCAAGAAGGGGAAGUGAAUACCAAAUUUGAUAACAGUACAGAAGAGGAGGAAGUUCAGUUUGUAGCUGCAAAUGAUGAUGAAGUGAUGAGGUUGAGGAAAGAAAUUGAGAGACUUAGUGAAGAGAACAAGGCUCACAAGUUCCAAAUCAACAAGAAAUAUGACAUCUGUGAUGAAGUAAUGAUGUUGAGGGAAGAAAUAGAACGACUCAGAAAAGAGAAUGGAGCACAGAAGGAUGAACUCAAGCAGAAACAAACCAUUUGUGAUGAAGUAAUGCUCUUAAGGGAAGAGAUAGAAAGACUCAGAGAGGAAAAUAAGGCACAGAAGGAUCAUCUCAAGCAGAAAGAUGAAGAGAAAAUAGAGGUGAUAAGACACCUGAGUUUAGCAAUAGAUGUGCUGAAGCAGGAGAAUGUAAAGAUGAGAAGCUUCAUUGCUAAGGAGUCUACCAAGAAAUGGAAGAACCCAUUUGAAUUCAACAAACUCAUUGGAGCAUUAUCGGGGAAGUUGUUUAAUGGGAUUCCAAGGAAUCAGCCUAGUAUUAUAGCUCUCUAG
Messenger RNA from Gastrolobium bilobum, 978 nucleotides. Its product is annotated as protein NETWORKED 3A-like. Gene Ontology annotation, molecular function: actin binding. Gene Ontology annotation, cellular component: vacuolar membrane. The coding region runs from base 1 to 978 and encodes 325 amino acids. The record is from RefSeq and is a predicted model, not a curated record. The transcript has 2 exons. Lineage: Eukaryota; Viridiplantae; Streptophyta; Magnoliopsida; Fabales; Fabaceae.